AUGAAAUUAUUGUUACACGCAUUAAUUUUCGUGUUACUUACAUUAUCGUCAACUACUUCACUCGAAACAACAAGGAAUGAAGAUGCAUGUGCGAGAAUAGCAAUUGAAUAUCAAAUAUCUAAUAAAGAUCCAGAAUUUAGCGCAAAUUUUACCGACGUUAAAGAAUGCCUUGAAUCAUUUCCUUAUGACAAAGGGAUAGCUGAAAGUACAAUCGAAACGAUAAAGAAAACGGUUCAAGGAUUUUUUGUUUAUUUAUCAAAGGUAAAAGAAGAACCUCAGCAAGGAUUUUCAUUUAGAGGUGUUGAUUUGAUUAAAGAAAUGGAUGAAUUAUUGUUAAAUAAUUAUACAUCAGAGUAUCAAUUCAUGUCAAAAUUAAGCAUAUUAAUUAAGGAAUUGAAAGAUGCUCAUAUGCGAUUUAUUCCAUUAUGUUACUUAUCGGCAUUCAUUUAUAGUCAACAACUUUAUUUAUAUUCAGUAAUUAACAAUAAUGAUGAGCAAAUCAUCAAAAUAUUCGAUGAUGAAAUUGACAGUCGUCACAAUGAUUGUGAAGUGACACACAUUGAUGGCAGACCUUCAAUGGAAGUUAUAAAAGAAUUUGCGGAUUCAACGCUCGAUAUUUCAAAAGAUGCGGGUGUAAGAUUCAAUGCAGCACUUGCAACAUUAGUACAUAACGAGACUGACAGAAUCAUCUCUAGAAGUAGUAAAUUCACGUUAAGAAGAAAUCUCGACUUUCUUCCAGAGAAAUCAUCAACAGAAUACUCUCUAUUAUGUGCCAAUGAUGAAAAAACCAAAUUUGUAAGAGAAUGGAAGAUUGGAUCAAAGUAUUAUGAUAGGUUUAAUACAUCUGAAGAUUUUCAUAAUGAAUUUUGUAAAAUAAAAAGGACUCCAACCAUUGCCUCUGCUAAAUUUAGUAAAAUAUUUGAACCAAUAAUUUAUAAUGAACCAAUGGUUGAAUGUGAAUCAGUUUAUGUAACAUUGAUGGCUACUUUUUAUAUAUUGAGUGAUAAUAAGACUGGGGUUGUGGCAGUUCCAACAAUUAAACCGUCAGAUAAUGAUUAUAUAAACCAAAUGUUUGAAUUGCAAAUUGGAUUUGGGUUAUUAGAAGAUAGAGGUGUAACAAAAAUCGUACUGGAUUUUCAUGAGAAUGGAGGAGGAUAUGUAGAUUUAGCAUUAUUCUUUGUUUACUUAUUAUUUCCAGAUGCCAGUCCAUCAUUUGACAAUGAUAUGGUGGUUAGCGAAUUGUCGCGAGCGACCUUCGAAGCGGCAUCAUCAGAAUCAUAUGUGGUACAAGCAAAAAAGAAAUUAAAUGGAUUAACCAUGCCGCCACCAGGCUCUGAUACUAAAAAUUUAAUGACGUGGGCCGCAAAAACAGUGAAUAAUAUAAUCGGAAAAACUUCAUUUUUCAACAUUUUUGGUUUCUUAGAUCCAAAUACAGAAAGUCGUUUUCAAUCGGUUGAGGAAUUUAUUGGUAAUAAUACAUACGUAAGAGGAGGAACUACUACAUCAUUUACAUCGAGAUUUGUUGAUAGAUAUGCACAAGAAUUUAGUCUAUUUGUUAAAUUGUUAGCAGGAAAUAUUAAAGAAUAUAAAUGGAAGAGUGAAGAUAUUAUUAUAUUAACAAAUGGAUUUUGUGGUUCAUCAUGCUCAUUGAUUACUCAUCGUAUGGCAGAAAAGUUUAAUGUGAGCACUAUCGCUGUUGGUGGUUUCAAAGAUGUGCCAUUAUCAUAUGCUUCAUUUCCCGGUAGUCAGGUUCUUAACCUUGAACAGAUAUUCUUUGCAUUAAAUGAUAUCGGAAUAUUACAAAAUGAAACGUUAAAGGAUUUAAUUCCUCCUCCAUUUAUGUUUCCUGCAGAAUUAAGAAUUACAUUAAAAGAGAUUUAUGAUAAUGUCAAUAAAGAUGAUAUAUUAGAAUAUGCUUAUAAACCUGCGAAACAUAGAUUAUAUUAUGAUGAGCAAAGUGCGAGAGAUCCCAGUAUAUUAUGGUUAAAAGCUGCUAAAUUUUUUUCCUAA
Funneliformis geosporum is the source of this 2010-nucleotide messenger RNA. The record is from the annotation of a GenBank genome assembly. Lineage: Eukaryota; Fungi; Glomeromycota; Glomeromycetes; Glomerales; Glomeraceae.